AUCCGACGCCGAUCAAUCAAACUGCAAGUGGCCGGGUCAUCGUGACAGGUAAAUCGCCGUAGGACUGCUCACGAGUCCCCCGGUCGUAACCGAGCUCAUAGCGCUGUGGAGCCCCCGUGAUGUGGUGUGGCGUGUGUGUGGGGGGAGGAUAGGAUCGCUACCAGCCAGAUAAACACUCGGCAUUGGUUUGCAGAGCAGGAGUAACAUGGCGGCACAGUUAGCCAGCAGAAAUGUUGUUUCACUAUCGCGAAGGUCAGAGCUGCUUCGGAUAAGCGGAAUUUAACAGCGAGGACACGGCCAAAAGUGUUAAAUCACGCUGAUAUGCAUUGAGGAUGAGUGGAGUCGGCGAAAACUCAUCUGACCCUGGCAGGGCAGAGUCACGGAAACGCAAAGAAUGUUCUGCUGAACUUCUUGGACCCAGUCCCAAACGGAGCAACGAGAAGCGUAACCGCGAGCACGAGAACAAAUACAUCGAAGAGCUCGCCGAGCUGAUCUUCGCCAACUUCAACGACAUCGACAACUUCAAUGUCAAACCUGACAAAUGUGCAAUCCUGAAGGAAACUGUGAAACAAAUCAGGCAAAUAAAGGAGCAAGAAAAAGCUGCAGCAGCAAACGAGGAGGAGGUGCAGAAGGCUGACGUCUCAUCAACAGGCCAAAGUGUGAUCGACAAAGACGCCUUGGGACCAAUGAUGCUGGAGGCUCUGGAUGGCUUCUUCUUUGUGGUGAACAUGGAGGGUAACAUUGUGUUCGUGUCAGAGAACGUGACCCAGUACCUGCGCUACAACCAGGAGGAGCUGAUGAACACCAGUGUCUACAGCGUGCUGCAUGUCGGGGAUCAUGCUGAGUUCAUCAAGAACCUGCUGCCUAAAUCCCUCGUAAAUGGUGUCCCGUGGUCCAGCGAGGGUCCAAGAAGGAACAGUCACACUUUCAACUGCCGAAUGCUGGUCAAUCCACACGGCGAGAGCCAGGAAGAGCCGCACGAGCACGAGCCGCAGCAGCAGAAAUAUGAGACCAUGCAGUGUUUUGCCGUUUCGGAGCCCAAGUCCAUCAAGGAGGAAGGAGACGACUUUCAGUCGUGCCUGAUUUGUGUAGCUCGCAGAGUGCCAACGAAGGAAAGACCCAUGCUUCCCACGCACGAGAGCUUCACUACACGUCAGGACCUACAAGGUAAGAUAACAUCCCUAGAUACCAGUCUGCUACGAGCAUCCAUGAAGCCGGGCUGGGAAGAUCUUGUGAGGCGCUGCAUCCAAAGGUUCCACCUACAGAAUGAUGGAGAGAUGUCUUUUGCAAAGAGACACCAGCAGGAAGUGCUCCGACACGGCCAGGCGUUCAGCCCCAUCUAUCGGUUCUCCCUCUCUGACGGAACCAUCGUCUCAGCCCACACCAAGAGCAAACUGGUACGCUCGUCUGCCACCAACGAACCUCAGCUCUACAUGUCCCUGCACAUCCUACAGAGGGAGCAGACAGUAUGUGGAAUGGGUCAGGACAUGGGCCCUGGCAAUCAGGCCACAGGGAUGGCUCCCAAACCAAUGAACUCUUCCACUCCCUCCAUGACUCCUCCAACCCCAGGCAGCUUGCCAGGUUCAGGGCCUCAGGGCCAGGACACUACCAUCAGCAGCAACAGCACGCCUUUCUCCCCCCCAGGUCCUGCUGGUCCCAGAGAACCAACGGCUAUGGGGGGGCAUAUGCAGGUCUACCGCUUUGGCUGUCCUCAGCCACACAACCACAAUGGGAGCAUGCAACCACCACAGCAGGGCCCCAACUGGAGGAUGAAUAGCCCCUCUCGUGCCAGCCCAAGCCCAGCCGGAGGACCCCAUCCACCUCCGCAGAACUCUAUGCUAUCACCCAGGCACCGAGGGAGUCCUGGGGGUGCAAGCAGCCCUCGUGUAGCAGGGGGUCUGCAUUCACCCUCACCAGUGGGGAUGUGCAGUGGAGGGCCUGGAGGUGCAGGAAGUAGCACGGCUAGCACCCAUGCUAACAGCUAUACUAGCAGCUCUCUGUCAGCUCUGCAGGCCCUUAGUGAGUGCCAUGGUGUAGGACACGGGCAUGGACCCCCUCAUACACAUACACUAGGGUCUCCAGACCGGAAAAUGGGCUCCCCAGCUGGGGUCACACCAGGGUCAGCGGUAAACGCUCAUCUGAUGUCAAAACUUGGAGGAUCCACCAGUGCUAUUGGUGGUUCAGGAGACUCAUUUGGACCUCAUUCAGAGAUGAGUCAGGGACACACCCAGGCCCAAACAGAGGGGAACUUAGUGGAGCCCAAGGAGGAGAGGGAUGGACCCCUCGAGGGCCAUGAUGCUCACAGCCGUGGACAUGACAACAAGGGCCACACCAAGUUACUGCAACUGCUCACCACCAAGCCAGAACCCCUGGAGACGCCUCUUUCCCCUGGUGCAGGAGUUGAGGGCAAGGACCAGGCUGGGACAGGGGUCCGGGGUGGCAACACUCACGCCACGUCCCUUAAAGAAAAACAUAAAAUCCUCCACCAACUGCUUCAGAACAGUACAUCCCCCGUGGAUCUUGCUAAGCUCACCGCAGAGGCUACAGGCAAAGAGAUGGGCCAAGACCAACCCCAGGGUUCCGGUAGUGCUGCUUCUGCGGCAGACAUUACUCCUAAGCAGGAGCCAUUGAGCCCCAAGAAGAAGGACAAUGCCCUGCUACGCUACCUACUGGAUAAGGAUGACACUGUAAUGAAGGACAAGGUCCCUAAGCUAGAGCCUGGGGAAGUGAAAGUCGAAGGGGGCAAACACCCGCAGGUCAAGGCGGAGAAACAAGAUGCAGGAUACGACCGCGCUGAACAGUCAUCGGAGCUGGAUGACAUCCUGAAUGACCUGCAGAACGCUCAGCCACAGCUCUUCUGUGAGCCGCGGCCUGUUUCGUUGCCCAGUCCCAUGGACAAACAGAACAUCAUCAAUGACAUCCUGCAGAUGUCUGAGAGCAGUCCUGUCAUGGCUGCACAGCCGCAACACCGGGGCCUUGGGCCCGGCAUGGGACCCACUAACUUUGGCGGUGUUCGACCAGGCCAGCCAGGAAGGGGUUUGUCUGUUAGAAGUGUGUCUCUGGACGUGAAUAUGUCCCCCCAGCAGCCAUCAUUACAGUACCCCAUAAGGACCACAAGCCCAUACACUGUUAUGCAGCAGCAGCAACAGCAAGGCAUGGUGGGGAACCAUGGCAUGAUGGGUAACCAGGCUGCUAUGGUCAAUGCAGCACUGAUGGCUCCAAGUGGUCCACGGCCAGGCAUGCAGCAGCAGGAGGGCUGGGUAGGCCCAGCUUCUGCACCUCCUAUAGGAGCGCCGGGCCCUGGCCAUCAAAAUGCCAUACAGGGCAGGACGGGACCCAGUGGUACUCCCAUGAGGCCCAACAGCCAACCAGGGCCCCGACAGAUGAUGCAGUCUCCAAUUAUGCCUAAUGCCCAACCAGAUAUAGACAUUGGAAUGGUUGGUGACCAUUUCUCACAACAACAGGCUCCACCCAACCAGACGGCCCCCUGGCCAGACAGCAUGAUGCCAAUUGAUCAGACAGCUUUUGUAAACCAGAGCAGGGCUCCACCCCAGGAUGAUCUGCUGUGCAAUACAGGGCUCAGCUCAAGUGAUGGCAGCGCAGUGGACGAGGGGGCUCUGAUGUCUCAGCUGUACACCGCACUAAAAGACUUUGAUGGCCUGGAGGAGCUCGAUCGUGCUCUGGGGAUCCCUGCUAUGGUAGAACAGAGCCAAUCACUGGAGCCAGACCAGUUCCCCCAGGAGCCCUCGGUGAUGUUGGAUCAGAAGCCCCCCAUGUACGCCCAGCAGUUCGGUCCCCCAGCAUCACACAUGGCACCGAGAGGCUACCCUGGUGGCCCCAUGCAAGAGCCAGGUUUCCACCCGAUGCCUGGCCAGAUGGGUCCACGGCCAGGUUUCCAAAUGAUGCGAAUGCCGGCCCGGCCAGGACUCAGGCCUACUGGAGUCGUCCCCAACCAGCCCAACACACUACGACUGCAGCUCCAGCACCGGCUUCAGUCACAGCAGCAGAAUCGCCAACCAAUGAUGACUCAGAUGAGCGGUGUGUCAAAUGUGAACCUACCUCUUAGAACUAAUGCUCCAAACCAGGGAACCAUCAAUGCUCAGAUGUUGGCACAACGUCAGCGGGAACUGCUGAGUAAUCACCUGAGACAGAGGCAGCAGCAGCAGCAGGUGCAACAGGCCCAGCAGGUCCAGCAGCAAAGGAGCAUGGCCAUGAGGGCUCAGGGCCUCAACCUGCCUCCCAACAUGGCCGCCGGAGGCAUGAGUAACCCUCGGAAUCCCCAGGCCAACCCCCAGCAGCUCCCCUACCCGCCCAGCUACGGUACCAGUACAGGCCUGGCCUCGUCACCUCCCCCUACCAGCUCCUUCCCCUCUCCUCUCUCCCCCAGCCUGCCCUCUCUUACCCCCAACCUCCACCUGCAUGGCACUUCCUCCUCUUCCUCCACUCCCCCCUCCUCCUCACAGAUGAUGAUGGGAAACACAAACAUGAUGGGCGGACAGUACGGGGCCGUACUCAGCCCCCAAAUGCAGCACAGUGCCUUUCAGUUUCCCAACUCAGGUAUGAGCCAACAGGCAGAUGGAACAUUCGGAGGUCCCGGCACACCACAGAGCCCUCUGCUUUCACCCCGCAUGGCCCACACACAGUCCCCGAUGAUGCAGCAGGGCCAGCAGAGUGCUGCUUUCCAGGGUUCCCCUGACAUGAAUGGAUGGCCGCAGGGUAAUAUGGGAGUCAACAGUAUGUUCUCGCAGCAGCAGGCAUCGCCGCAGUUCAGCCAGCCGAAUAACAGCAACAUGUACAACGGCAAUGGCAUAAACCUCAACAACGCGUCACUGGCCUCCAACAUGGCAACCAGCAGCAUGGGCCAGAUGGCCGGACAAAUGAGUGUCACGUCCAUGGCCUCGGGUCCCUCACCUGGCUUGCCCUCCAUGGGGCAAGAACAGAAAUACUGUUGACCCCCAUGGAGCUACUCACCUGGACCUCAGUGAUCAACCUGGCUCAAGAAGCGCGUCGGCCCUUUAAUUAUUUAAAAAAGAAAAAGAGAGAGAGAAAGAAAGAAAGAAAACACGUAAUCAACCGACUGCCCCUUGAACCAGCCAGGCCGUGCCCUGACCCCCGGCCCCUCACCCCUCCCCAGCUCAAGUUUGCCGUCUGUCCAGCUGGAUCCCACUCAGACACUGGCUGGGGAAGGAUCGCGGAUAUCUGUCCCAACAAGCCUAAUCCUCCUGGAGGGAGAGCCUCGUGACGAGCCAGUCAAUCUGCCUGUCCACCUGCAUUCACCGUAGUGUGACUUACUGUAGGCCUCCUGGUGGGGUACACUGACUUAAGGGGGCGGCAGUGGGUGGAUUUUGUUCAGAUGAAUGUAUUCCUCUCAGUGGACAGCGGCCAUUUACAAUCUCAUCUCGAAAGAUCACAUACACUGAUUUCUUCUCUUCUCUACCCCCGGAGCCCCCUUUAUUCUCCACCCCCUCCCCCAACCUCUGGAUCGUUGGAGAAAUUUCCACAUAGUUCCGAAUGGCAGCAAAUACUCCCAAGUUAUGUUCACACUUAUGGAUGGAGCUCAGACACUUAGCCGAUUUUGCCUUUUUGCUGUUCUUUAUUUUAUUGUUUUUGUUAUUAUAAUUAUUAU
Molecule: messenger RNA, 5626 nt
Organism: Pundamilia nyererei
Lineage: Eukaryota; Metazoa; Chordata; Actinopteri; Cichliformes; Cichlidae
Gene: ncoa2
Product: nuclear receptor coactivator 2
Exons: 21
Coding region: 333-4952 (1539 amino acids)
Biological process (GO): cellular response to hormone stimulus; positive regulation of transcription by RNA polymerase II
Cellular component (GO): nucleus
Molecular function (GO): nuclear receptor binding; protein dimerization activity
Source: RefSeq, a predicted model, not a curated record